This is a messenger RNA of Dryobates pubescens (Downy woodpecker), 1632 nucleotides long. It is a transcript of the gene ITM2B, whose product is annotated as integral membrane protein 2B. Gene Ontology annotation, cellular component: extracellular exosome; Golgi apparatus; plasma membrane. The record is from RefSeq and is a predicted model, not a curated record. The transcript is spliced from 6 exons. Gene Ontology annotation, molecular function: amyloid-beta binding. NCBI's taxonomy places the organism in Eukaryota, Metazoa, Chordata, Aves, Piciformes, Picidae. Bases 216 to 1001 code for a protein of 261 amino acids. Gene Ontology annotation, biological process: negative regulation of amyloid precursor protein biosynthetic process.
CAGGCACCGCCUCCUCUUCUCUCCGCCUCGCCGCAGGCCACCGCCCGUUUCUCCUCCUCUGCUCCUCCUCGGCUGCCUGAUUAGGGGACGGGGGCGGUAGCCGCGGCGAGGCGGUCGCAGGGGGAGCGAUAAGGCAGGAGGUAGACCUCAGAGCUCUGCGGGUUGAGGCUUCUUCUCGUCCUCCUUCUCCUGCGUGUGGGUGUUGAGGCGCGGCCAUGGUGAAGGUGUCGUUUAACUCCGCGUUGGCGCAGAAGGAGGCGGCGAAGAAGGAGGAGGAGAACAGCCAGGUGCUGAUCCUGCCGCCGGACGCCAAGGACCCCGAGGAUGCUGCUGUGCCUGUUGGGCAGAGGAGGGCCUGGUGCUGGUGCAUGUGCUUUGGCUUGGCCUUUAUGCUGGCUGGUGUGAUCCUGGGUGGUGCCUAUCUGUACAAGUAUUUUGCAUUUCAGGGUGGUGUCUAUUUCUGUGGAAUAAAGUACAUUGAAGAUGGCUUAAGUUUACCUGAGGCUGGGGCAGAGGCUCAGAGUGCUCAUUACCACACAAUUGAGCAAAACAUUCAGAUCCUGGAGGAGGAAGAUGUCGAGUUUAUCAGCGUGCCAGUCCCCGAGUUUGCUGAUAGCGACCCCGCUGAUAUCGUCCACGACUUCCACCGGAGACUCACUGCCUAUCUUGACCUUAGCCUGGAUAAGUGCUAUGUGAUUCCUCUGAACACUUCAGUUGUGAUGCCACCAAAAAAUUUCCUGGAGCUGCUCAUCAACAUCAAGGCUGGAACAUACUUGCCUCAGUCCUACUUGAUUCACGAGCAGAUGAUUGUGACAGACCGCAUCGAGCACGUGGAUCAGCUGGGCUUCUUCAUUUACCGCCUCUGCCGCGGCAAGGAGACCUACAAACUGCAGCGCAAGGAAGCCCUGAAAGGAAUUCAGAAGCGCGAAGCCACCAGCUGCCGGAAGAUUAGGCACUUUGAGAACAAGUUUGCUAUGGAAACCCUCAUCUGUGAACAGUAAUCCCCUUCUUCCAGGAGACUUAAGAACUACAGUAUGACCCCACCCUCUGUAUUGUGUGCAGUGAUCAGUUUUUUUAAUACCUUCUUUUAUGUAAGUAGUGGAGAGAGCUUUGUUGCUGAGCACCUUCCACACCUCUCAUCUCACGACGCCCGGCAAACCCGUGUCUUAGUUUUCCCCCCCCUGCCUCCCCUUACUUUCAGGUGUGGUGUUCUUCCAUUUUAAUAGCAGAUGUAUAAAAGACUUAGUUGCUAGUGCAUUUCACGUGCUCAGCCUUGAAUGCUGGGAAGAGGAAGAGUCUUUGGAAUAUCCCCCAGUUUUUAAUCCAGGGAAGCUGGACAGAAUCAUUAAUGUACAAACGGACUGCGAGAGCCGCUCCUGGCUGUAAUCUCACCUGCUAGAGAGUUGGUUACAGCACAUAGACAACCCUGCAUUUGACUUUCCCUAACACAAGUGCAAUUUGUUUUCCAGAAUCCUGUCCUAUUGACCUUUUUAGAUUGAUUUCUGACCUGGGUGUUUGCUGUAACAACCUUUUAGAGACUUCAGCAGUAACUUAUGUUACUAACUUGUAUAUAAUCCAUGUACGUGCGAUGGAAAAUAAACCUUAUAGACCUGUUUGUCUAAAAGCCUGGUG